CAGUUUCAGUUGGCCGAUGGUGCGCUUACAAAACGCCGGUUCUCGGCGGACGCGUUCGCUUUCGCGCUCCUCGAAACCCCCUCACCUUCCCCCUCCCCCAUCUACACCCACAUACUUUUUUAUUGGAGGGCGGUAAAAGUGCAACAAGAAAGGAAAGUGCAGCAGGGGGGCGUGGCGGGGUCAGCUGGCAGUUGGCAGCACUCUGGAGCGAACUUUGGCAAUUGGCUGGCGUUAUUUUUGGAUUAAGCAGCGCCAAAUUGUUACAUACGAACGAACAACGACCGACAAUUAACGAUUAACAUUAAGUCCAACUGAAGUAGGGGAAAGUGCUUAGGAUUCUUUUUUUUUCAAAUCGCCCACUUACCGCCAGCAAAGAAGAACAAACAAAAGAAGACCGAUAAGCGGAAUUCAGUCGAGCAGAAAAUUUUAAAAAAUAUUUUUUAUCAACAAUAUUUUUUUGAAAAACUUUCGAAGACAUCCGAAGAAGUGCAAGCACAUACACACACAGAAGCGAGCUUCCAGGCAAACAAAAGUCAGCCAAGGAGGAACCGAAGUUAAACAUUUGAAAGGAGCAACUUGAGUCCGCAGGAAGAAGCAGUCCAGAAAGGAUACGCACACACACACACACACAUACAAAAUGGCCGCCCUACAACGGAAGCUGGUGCACAAGCAGUUCAACUCGCCCAUGGGCCUCUAUUCCCAGGAGAACGUGAAGGCCACCUUGAACCGCGAGCUGAAAGCCUUCGGCGGCGAGGGGAUUGAAGUCGACGACCAAAUCUCGAAGCCCCUGAACUUGGCCAACUCGGCCGUUCUGCGCGCCGUCGAAGAGGAAGAACAACAAGCCAAAUCUGGCUAUAAGCGUGUGGCCUGGCCACCGGCCUCGGAGGAGCGGAUCAUCCGGGAGUUCACCCCCCAGCCGCAAACCCAAAGUCCAGCCCCGGGAGCCGGAGGCUACUAUCCGCAGGCCCACGCCCCCUCACCUGCUGCUGCCCCACCACAGGGUCCCAUUUAUAACAACGUCCAGCCACGCACCGCCCAACCACCGCAAAAUGUGUACAACCCACCAUCAACACCACAAGCCACGGCCACUGCCAUAGCGAAUGCCACCCACUUCCCAGAUAGUUACCCACAGCAGGAAGAGCAGCAACCUGUGCAGUACACACAGGCCCAGUUCAAUCGGCAACGCUCGAGGGAACCCGCCCCGGUCCCAGCUCCAUCUCCAGCUCAGUCCAACUACCAGCCCAACUACCAGUCCAACUAUCCGCAGGAAUCGCUGCAGGCCGGCAACAAUGUGGGCGGUGGCUGGAAGCACAUCGGUGCACCGCUGCCCAAGUCGCGCAGCGACUAUACCGCCGCCGGAGGAGCACAUCCUCCGUUCCAGGGAUACCAUCAGCAGCCCCAGCAGCAGCAGCAGUACGGUGCUCCGUCUUACGAUGGCCAGCAGCAGCAGCAACCUGCAACACCGUGGCAACAGCAGCAACAGCAACCGCAGCAACCUGCAGCACCGUGGCAACAGCAGCAGCAACAUCAGCAGGUGCCACAGCAGCAAUAUCAGCCUCAGUCUCAGGCUCAGGCUCCCUAUCAGCCACCACAGUGGAACCAACAGCAGCAGCAGCCAUCGUACCAGACUUCACCGUACCAGCAGCAGCCGCAACAGCAGCAGCAGCAACAGCAGCAGCCAUCCUAUUACCCACAGCAAAACGGUGGCUCGACCUUUGCUCAAACCCCAUACAAUUCUUAUUCGCAGCCCCAGCUGCCCUACUCGCAGGAUCAGACCGAUCUGCUCCAGCAGCAGCAACAGCAGCAGCAGCAGCAUCCUGGAUCCUUCGCUGGCCAGGAUAACAGCUACCGGGGUGCCAGUCCUGGGAUCAUCACCCUGCGCAAGGAGGCUCCAGUCAGCCAGCAGCCUGCGCCAGUCUACACUUCGCAGCCUGCCGCCGUCAGCUAUCAGGGAGGCAGCAAAUUGCGCGGAGAUUUGAAAUGGCCACCACCGGAGUACAAGGAGGCCGCGGCUCGCGAGAACGAGGAACGUCGCCAGUUGGCGUUGGGCCCCGUCUGCCGUCCCAGGAGAGUUAACCGGGACUACACACCCUUCUUUGCCAAGCACCAGUUGAACAAUGGCUAUCCGAGCUACAAGGUGCCACCCGGCACCCAGCACAUUUUCGGCUAAGCUGGAAAGCUGGAAAGGAAAUCAACAACAUGCACAAAUAACAACAGCAGAAAAAUCAAAUGGAACCCACUUCAUAAUAAUACUGAAAACGAUCAUGUAUAUGUUACUAAAACGAAACACUAACGAACCAAACUCUAUAUACAUAUAGGAUAUAUACAAUUGUUAUACUAAUCUUAGAUGACCACUAACGACGCCAUAUAACAUACACAUAUGUUACGAAACGAACCCAUGAUAGGUGAAUGCUACAAUACUACAGCAGGUGUGACUCCAUGGCCAUGAGUCAUCUUCGGUAGUGUCCAAACAAUGGAUGCUUGCUGAUCUCUCGAACAGAAGGCACCCAUUGCGGAUGGAUACGGAUGAUGACUCGUCGUGGUUGUGGAACCCUGAUCCAUAUGCCCAAACGGGGCGAUGGACAACGAUAUUCUCUAUGUAACCAUACUAUAUACACAUAUUUGGAGCAUGUGCAUAUAGUAUGGCUAAGAUAGUAGAGCACAAUUGAAUAAUAAACCAUAUAGCGUUAGAUUUUAAGAUGAUUGUUAAACAUUGUUAACUAGCAAAUGAAAUGAAAUGGAUACGAUGCGACCCAAGACGGAAACUGAUAACGAGAUUGAACCUUGUCUUAGAUGUAAGAGCACUACUAAUCUAUUUAUUGUGAGCAUAUUCUAUUUAAUCGCAGAUCCUGCGAGGAAUCCGUUCGGAGUCAUCCGCUAAAUUAAGACAUGAUGGCCUCCUGGAGAGCAAUCACUUAUUCUUUGGAGCAGUCGUCGCAGGAUUCUCGAUGUUUACUGUUUGAGUUUGCAUGCUUUUUGCUUAUAUCUAUACUAUAUGCACAUAUAUAUAUAUAUAUUUACUUUGACAUUGUUAAACUGCAAAUUAUAAAAAAACCGUCAAUGACCCCCGCUAAGUUAGUUAUACUAGAGACGAAACAUAUCUGUGAGUUCCCAAAAAUGCCAUUCAAGGAUAUAAAAAUCAACGAGCUCGUCUGGAUCGCCCCCGAUUAAGCCCCCACCCAUCCGCUCAAGAUCGGCAUUUUAGUCGGCCCGCUGACCCCGGGUAAUAAUAUGAGGAUGCCUUUGCCCGUCGGACGUGCAGCCGCGGACUCAGUGCCCAGGUCUUGGCGGAUGGGACGGGGAUGUGGCCGGGAGGAGGUCGAGGACGGGCCAACAACUCUCAGACUUUACCAAUUACUAUGACCAGCAAUGUCUAUACCCAACUACACUACGAUGUAUAACUAAUAUGAAAUGAGAAACUAAAUAAACGGCAAGUUUUGAAUACUCGCGACGAGAAGAACUA
Messenger RNA from Drosophila elegans, 3463 nucleotides. RefSeq names its product mediator of RNA polymerase II transcription subunit 15. The coding region runs from base 638 to 2170 and encodes 510 amino acids. Lineage: Eukaryota; Metazoa; Arthropoda; Insecta; Diptera; Drosophilidae. The record is from RefSeq and is a predicted model, not a curated record. The transcript is spliced from 8 exons.